AUGAAUUUCAACACCAGUCUUUACUCCAACGGCCUUGGUGGAAUCUCCGAUGAAUACAAUGUCAGCCUUCAAGCAGCUCGAUGCGGCGCCAUGAUCUUUCUCGUUCUUUACGCUUUCGGCUGUGAACUAUGGGCGCCAUGGUCAGAAGAAUUAGGGCGAUGGCCUAUCUUGCAAUUUUCGUUGACCCUGGUCAACAUCUGGCAGCUUCCUGUCGCCCUAGCGCCGAAUUUUGCAUCGAUCAUGGUGGAAAGGGCCCUCGGAGGUCUUAGUUCUGCAGGAGGCUCGGUGACUUGGGAAUGA
This is a messenger RNA of Rhinocladiella mackenziei CBS 650.93, 300 nucleotides long. RefSeq lists its product as uncharacterized. Bases 1 to 300 code for a protein of 99 amino acids. The record is from RefSeq and is a predicted model, not a curated record. Gene Ontology annotation, biological process: transmembrane transport. Gene Ontology annotation, molecular function: transmembrane transporter activity. NCBI's taxonomy places the organism in Eukaryota, Fungi, Ascomycota, Eurotiomycetes, Chaetothyriales, Herpotrichiellaceae. The transcript has a single exon.